AUGUCCACAGGUGAUUUGACGCUGCAACCGCCCGCCGAUGGGAUUUCUUCCCUCACCUUCUCUCCGGACUCGACCAGGUUAUUGGUCUCAAGUUGGGAUGGGACAAUACAAUUACACCACCUCGUCGCUCCUCCUCAACCACCCGUCAUCUUCUCCCACCCAGCUGCUGUUCUGACAGCUACCUUCGGCUCAUCAUCGACCGUAGCUUUCUCAGGUGGCUUAGACAAGAGAGUCAGGCAGUGGGAUUUUGAGACUGGACAAUGUAGAGUAUUGGGUAAACAUGAUGAUACGAUUUCAAGUAUAGUUUGGUCUCCCGAGUAUAACGUCUUGAUCACCACUUCAUGGGAUUCGACCUUGAAAGUGUGGGACCCAUCCGCCGAAAUACCAUUACGUUCCACCCAAACUCUUCCGGCUAGAGCAUACAGCCUCUCCUACGCACCGAGAUCAUCUCGACUCCUAGUCUCCAUGGCUCACCGACAUGUCUUCGUCUACGACGUGGCUAAAUUAGCUGCCGCUGACGGGGAGAUCUCACCUUCGCAAGAGAGGGAGAGUGCUCUGAAGUUCCUAACUAGGAGUAUAGCCACUAUGGUGGAUGGUAAAGGUUGGGCAAGUGGUUCGAUCGAAGGUAGAAUAGCGGUGGAAUACUUUGAUCCAGCAGAUCAAGGUUCGAAAUACGCUUUCAGAGCUCACCGACAGAAUGUAGAUGGAGUAGAUUGCGUUUACCCAAUCAACGCUUUGGCCUAUCAUCCUAUACACAACACUUUCGCAUCGGGUGGAUCGGAUGGAUGUAUCUCGAUAUGGGACCACAACGCCAAGAAGAGAAUGAAGCUGUAUUCCAAAUACCCAACCUCGAUUUCCGCAUUGGCUUUCUCACCUGAUGGAAGUAAGCUGGCUAUCGGUGCAAGCUACGAACAUGAUAAUGCGAUAAGUAAACCUGAAGAUCAAGGCAGAGUGAUGGUCUUGAUCAAAGAUACAGUCAUGGAGGACUGUAAGCCAAAAGCAAAAGCAUAG
Messenger RNA from Kwoniella botswanensis, 1011 nucleotides. RefSeq lists its product as uncharacterized. Gene Ontology annotation, biological process: mitotic spindle assembly checkpoint signaling. Gene Ontology annotation, molecular function: ubiquitin binding. The transcript has 10 exons. Gene Ontology annotation, cellular component: bub1-bub3 complex; nucleoplasm; kinetochore. The record is from RefSeq and is a predicted model, not a curated record. Lineage: Eukaryota; Fungi; Basidiomycota; Tremellomycetes; Tremellales; Cryptococcaceae. The coding region runs from base 1 to 1011 and encodes 336 amino acids.